CUUGAAAAAUGACAGAAGGAAAAUCUUACGAGGGUAUGUCCAAAGAAGAGAGGGACGCGCAUGACCAGCAGCAGCGUGAGAAGGAGAAGAAAGAGCAAGCUGUACUACCGUAUUCCUGGACACAAGAACUUGCUACGGCAACGGUGACUGUCCCUUUACCUAAAGGAACAAGAAGUAAAGAUCUUGAGGUUGUUAUCGGAAAGCGAAAGCUAAAAGUGAAGCUCAAGUCUUCUCCUUCAUCCAUAUUGGAAGGCGAGCUGUACAACGAUAUAGUAGUGGACGACUCUUCCUGGACAAUUGAUGACGGUACACUAACUAUUGAGCUCGACAAACUGUCAUUCCAUAUCGGCUCUCCUCAGUGGUGGCCUCACAUCCUCACCCACCACCCUACCAUUGACACCACUAAGAUCAACCCUACUCCUUCGUCUCUUUCUGACCUGGACCCCAAAACGAGGGGGAUGGUCGAGAAGAUGAUGUGGGAUAACCAGCAAAAAGCAUUGGGUAGACCCACGAGCGAUGAAAGAAAGAAGGAAGAGGUGAUGAAGAAGUUUAUGGCGGAACAUCCGGAGAUGGACUUUAGUAACGCGAAGAUUGAAUAAAGGUACUAAAUUCAAGUACGGUAUGCAGCAUGGCUUUGUAACUUCCUUUCAUGCAAAUGGAAAGUGUAGAGU
Messenger RNA from Cryptococcus deneoformans JEC21, 671 nucleotides. RefSeq lists its product as hypothetical. The transcript is spliced from 5 exons. Gene Ontology annotation, biological process: protein folding. The record is from RefSeq and is a predicted model, not a curated record. Bases 9 to 599 code for a protein of 196 amino acids. Lineage: Eukaryota; Fungi; Basidiomycota; Tremellomycetes; Tremellales; Cryptococcaceae. Gene Ontology annotation, cellular component: cytoplasm.